UCUCUGGCCUACAUCAACAAGAAAAGGGCCGAGGUGAUCAGGCUGCAGAAGCUGAAGCUUGCUGAACUGAGGCAGGAGUGUGAGGCCCGAGGUCUGGACACCAAGGGGAACAAAGGAGAGCUCAUCGCCCGACUGCAAGCCUAUCUGGAGGAGCACGAGGAAGAUGUGGAUGUAGACGACGUGCUGGCAGAGGAUACAGAGGACUUCACUAAGGUUGAAAGUGCCAAUAAUGUAAAAGUCGACAAGGAUUCUGAAUCUGCUGAGGACGAGACGCUUGCUGAAAAGAAGGUGGUGAAAAUAACUCCUCCAACUUCUGCCAGUGAAAGACUACAGAAGAGAGCUGAACGCUUCAACCUGCCGGCAACAGCUGAAAGCAAAAAGGCCAUACGUGCAGCGAGGUUCGGCUCUCCGGCCGAUGCUUCCAGUCCCGCUCCAGGUGCUGUUGCAAACAGUAAAGCUGCCGUGAACGUCGAUCAGCUGAAGAAAAGAGCAGAACGAUUUGGCAUGAACGUUUCAUCCGUUUCACAAAAGAUUGAGGAGGAUGAAAAGCUGAAAAAGAGGAAGGAGAGGUUCGGGGCCUUAACGAGUGCAGGUUCUGCAGGAGCAGCUGACGUCGAGGCAAAGAAAAUGAAGCGUGCUGAACGAUUUGGAAAUGUGUGAAUGGCGUUUUGUUUUUGUGUUUUGUUUUUUUUGUAAAACAAUCUCAUGACUGCACAACGGAGGUUCCCGACGACGACGACAAACUUCACCAAUGGGAUUCCUGUGAAUCAAAGGUAUAAUUAAAUACACGGAUAAAUAGGUGAGUUAGAUCCACCAACUAGAAAAGGUCCUUUUUAAAUUUAACCCUCUGAUUUAUUAUUUACUGCAGCACUGUUUUCUCAAACAUGUUAUAUUUCAUCUGCCUCACUUUAUAUAGGAAUCAGAGGUGUGUUUUAUAAAGUGCAUAGGCCGUAUUAUCCCCUACGUACGAGCAUUUUGUUUUCUUGUCCCCCUUUCCUAAAUUUGCUGUUCUUCUAACAGAUAUGACCCUCACUGUUUUCUCAAAACUGUGAUGAAGCUCCUUUUUUUUUUAAUCAAACACAUUCAGCCCACAGUGGUCAGUCCAACAGCUCCUGCAGCUGCUUCACAGUAAAAGUCGUCCAGUUGUCUCAGGUGAUGUGAUUUUGAAGUGAAAUGCAUAAAACCACCUGAAAAUUUCAAAGAUUAAAUCAAGUGCUUUUACUUUGAAGAAGCUGCAGGAUGUUGUCUAUUUGGGGCUUUUCCUUUUUGUAAGUGUGUUUUGAUGAAUAAACGAUUACAGUUAUGACGCAG
This is a messenger RNA of Larimichthys crocea (large yellow croaker), 1311 nucleotides long. It is a transcript of the gene sarnp, whose product is annotated as SAP domain containing ribonucleoprotein. Gene Ontology annotation, biological process: poly(A)+ mRNA export from nucleus. The record is from RefSeq and is a predicted model, not a curated record. The transcript has 11 exons. The annotation marks the transcript as partial. NCBI's taxonomy places the organism in Eukaryota, Metazoa, Chordata, Actinopteri, Sciaenidae. Gene Ontology annotation, cellular component: nucleus.